Molecule: messenger RNA, 1143 nt
Organism: Schistosoma guineensis
Lineage: Eukaryota; Metazoa; Platyhelminthes; Trematoda; Strigeidida; Schistosomatidae
Source: the annotation of a GenBank genome assembly
AUGGUACUUAAGUUCGGUCCAGAUAAUCCUCCAAUUGUUAUUGACAACGGAACAGGAUUGUUGAAAGUUGGCUAUUCUGGUGAAAUGGAACCACGAGCAGUCGUUCCUAUGAUUCUCGGUCGACCCAAACAUAUGAAAGUCAUUGCUGACAGAAAUUCUGAUGAAUGCUUCGUCGGUGAUAUAGCCGGUGGUAAAAGAGGUGCAUUAACUUUAUCUUACCCAAUGAUGAAUGGCAUUGUACAAAAUUGGGAUGAUCUAGAAACUAUCUGGCAACAUGUCUUUACCAAUGAGCUACGUGUUCUUCCUGAGAAUCAUCCUAUGCUUUUGACUGAAACACCAUUGAAUCCUAAAGUAAAUCGUGAGAAAAUGGCAGAAAUUAUGUUUGAACAAUUUCACGCACCAGCAGUUUAUAUCUCAAUUCAAGCUAUUCUCUCACUUUAUGCUUCAGGUCGUACAACUGGUUUAGUAUUGGACUGUGGAGAAGGCGCUACACACUUGGUUCCUGUAUUUGAUGCGUAUGUUAUUCCGACGGCUAUUCACCGAAGAAAUUUAGCAGGACGUGAAGUAACCAACUAUCUUAAACAUUUACUCACUGAAAGAGGUUACAAACUGAUUACAACAUGUGAACAUGAAAUUGCUCGUGAUGUAAAAGAAAAUCUUUGUUAUGUUGCUAUGGAUUACGGAAAAGAACUACAGUUUAGCCAAGGAGAUAAAAAGUUGUACGAAAUGACGUAUCGUCUACCUGAUGGUCAGCUGUUAAAUAUUGGUAGUGAAAGGUUCCGUGCACCUGAAUUGAUGUUCGAUCCCAAGUUAGCUGGUUACGAAAUGAAUGGCAUUCACACUGCCACAAAUGAAACUAUACUGGCUUGUGGAAUGGAUGUCAGAAAGAGUUUUUGGUCAAAUAUUAUUCUUACUGGUGGAGGUACAAUGUUUCGUGGUUUCCCUGAACGACUACGUAAAGAAUUGCAUCGUUUGGCCCCAAAAGGUGCUACAGUAAAGGUGAUGGCAUCUCCUGAACGAAAAUACUCAGUAUGGAUUGGUGGUGCUGUUUUAGCCUCUUUAAGUACUUUCAAUGAAAUGUGGGUAACGAGAGAAGAAUAUAACGAAUUUGGUUUAGAAAUUGUACAUCAGAAAUGCGUUUAA